This is a messenger RNA of Phycodurus eques (leafy seadragon), 5572 nucleotides long. RefSeq names its product solute carrier family 29 member 4a (gene slc29a4a). The record is from RefSeq and is a predicted model, not a curated record. Gene Ontology annotation, biological process: nucleoside transmembrane transport. Gene Ontology annotation, molecular function: nucleoside transmembrane transporter activity; monoamine transmembrane transporter activity. The transcript has 11 exons. Gene Ontology annotation, cellular component: plasma membrane. NCBI's taxonomy places the organism in Eukaryota, Metazoa, Chordata, Actinopteri, Syngnathiformes, Syngnathidae. Bases 900 to 2540 code for a protein of 546 amino acids.
UAAAAUUUCAGAGAUCCCAAAAAAAAAAAAAAAACAGCAACCUUUACCUUGUUUUUAAACAUCCUAGUGUAAAACCACAGUUCUCGGUUGUAAUGUAAUAUUUUAACAAAAAAAAAAAUGUCAUAGAAAGACAGACAGACGGACAUAUAUUUAAAACAUGGCUAUGCAAUGUGUGACUGCAAUAAUGAAGUUAAAACAUAAUGAAUAAACACAUGUUGAAUCAAAGACUAAAAGGGAAGCUAGCGCAAAUGCUUGAAUGUGUCUCAAUUUAAUCCCCUUUCAAGACAUAUUCCAACAUAUGCAUGCGUGGCGGAGUCUCCAACAAUUAACAUAUUUUAAAAGGAUUGAUUAAAGUGACACAAACUGCAGUGACAGCAUUGUGUUGAGUGCCCCAACACAUCAGUGAUUUUCUUAAAAAAAAAAAAAUGUAAGCAUAGUUGGUUGUUUGUAAAGGUUUUGUUGGCAAAUUCAGCUAUAAUGUCAAAUGCACAUAUGAUUUAAAGUUGCGAUAAAAGCUUGUUUCAGGAAUUGCAGCGAGGAAGCAGCUAAGCGCGCGCUCUCUCUCUCUCUCUCUCUCUCUCUCUCUCUCUCUCUCUCUCUCUCUCUCUCUCUCCCUUCCGCGUCACCCAUCCAACCGCGCUCCUCUUCCUCCUCAGCCGCUGGAUGCUGCAUCAGGAGGAGCGAGGCUCCGUCUGGAUGGAGACCGACUGAGGAACCACCAGGGCCGGCGAGAAGGGGCGGUCAGACGGGGGGUACCAACGGCACAGAGCUCCUCCACCGUCUAAAGAUUUCCUGCCUGUCUGCCUCACCCGCUGCUGGAACAGGGUGUCUCUUGGGAAUUGAGUGCAACAUGCACACUCCCAAAAGUGUCUAGCAAGCGUCGGACUUGGCUGCAGAAGAUGGACGUGGUGGGAGCAGAGCGUCGCAGGCCCACCCCGGCGCAGACCCCCGAGGAGAGGGAUGUGUGGAAGGAUGGAGGGAGAGCCGGAUGGAGGGAUGCAGGCAGAGAGGGAUGGAGGGACAGACAAGAGAGCGGAGUGGUGCAGAGCUAUAGUUUUGACUCCUACCAGCUUGAGGAGGAAGAGAUCAGCAAAGGCAUCCCGGAGAGAGGAGUUCUGGCGCUGUCUGAGCCUGACUUUGAGGAGCCGAUCCCUGACGACCGUUACCAUGGCAUCUACUUUGCAAUGCUAUUGGCUGGAGUCGGGUUCCUGCUGCCCUACAACAGCUUCAUCACAGAUGUGGACUACCUUCACCACAAGUUCAGAGGGACGUCCAUCGUGUUUGACAUGAGUCUAACGUACAUCCUGGUGGCUCUUUUGGCCGUCCUCCUCAACAAUGUGCUGGUGGAGAGGCUCAGUAUGCACACCAGAAUCACUGUGGGCUACAUUUUAGCUUUGGGUCCUCUGGUGUUUGUCAGCGUAUUUGAUGUCUGGUUGGCAAAAUUCACUACCGGUCAAGCCUAUAUCAUCAACCUGGUUUCGGUGGGGGUAGUUGCCUUUGGAUGUACAGUGCAGCAGUCCAGUUUCUAUGGUUACAUGGGGAUGCUGCCCAAGAGGUACACACAAGGGGUGAUGACUGGAGAGAGCACUGCCGGGGUCAUCAUCUCCUUUUCUCGCAUCUUCACCAAGCUGCUGAUCCCAGACGAGAGCAGGAACACGCUCAUCUUCUUCCUCAUCUCCAUCGGCAUGGAAAUGAUGUGCUUCCUUCUUCACCUGCUGGUGCGCCGCUCCCGGUUCAUCCGCUACUACACCAGUCACACCCAGGGAAAAGUUCCGGGCAAAGGCCACGACCCCCGCGGCAACUCAACCGGCUACAGGGUUCAUCAUGACGUCACUGCGGAGGAGGUUAAAUUUGGGAAUGGUGGAAUGGGGCCGCCUACAGCAGAAGAUGCCGUUGAAGACUUUGUCAGUGGGACAUAUGUCCGAUUUGAUGCCCCAAAAAGCAAGAUCAGAAGAACCUGGCCUGGUGUCCGUGACAUGAUUUUGCAUCGUUACGUGGUGUCCCGGGUGAUUUGGGCCUACAUGGUGUCCAUAGCGGUGACCUAUAGCAUCACCCUGUGCCUGUUCCCCGGCCUGGAGUCAGAGAUGAGGAACCGCACCUUAGGGGAGUGGCUGCCCAUCCUCAUCAUGGCCACCUUCAAUAUGUCAGACUUUGUUGGCAAGAUCCUGGCAGCGCUGCCCUACGACUGGUCUGGAGGCCGCUUGCUCUUCUUCUCCUGCCUGAGAGUUGUCUUCAUCCCUCUCUUCAUCAUGUGCGUGUACCCGGCACACGCGCCCACCCUGGCCCACCCCGCCUGGCCGUGUCUCUUCUCCCUGCUCAUGGGCGUCACCAACGGCUACUUUGGGUCCGUGCCGAUGAUUCAGGCAGCUGGAAAAGUGGCACCGGACCAGAGGGAGCUGGCAGGCAACGUGAUGACGGUGUCCUACAUGACAGGCUUGAUGGUGGGCUCUGUUGUGGCGUACGCAGCUUACAGCUUCGCCGCUCCUCCACAGUCAGGCUUCUUCACGCUCAACUUACAUGCCAACACUACCGGCUUUUGAAUGUCUUCACAUGGUAAAUAUGCGACAGAAGCAGCGGGAAAAGGUGACGUGCUCCCAUUUUAAGGAACCGAUGAAGCAUUACAUACAGUAUCGUUCUAUUCUCCAGCCAGGAUGAGUGAAGAAUUCGGGGAUGUUGAUGGGAACUUUUUCACGAACUCUUCAGUGGUUGUCCUUUGGAGUGUUUCGCUAUGAAAUUAGUUUCUGCAUACUGUUGUGCAAAUGGCAUUCAUUCACUACUAUGUCACUUUUUGUGUAGCUGGAGAAAGUUAGUGCCCACGGUCCCUGAAUGCACCAUUAAAAACAACAACUGAAAUCAAUAAGGUAAAACUGUGCUGUGUUGGUCACAGGGGGAAACAAUUAAAUAGCUAAGAGUUGAAGAUGAAUCUUAAAAUGUUGUUUGGAUGAAAUCUGGAUAUUACAGAGCACAAACUGACAUUUGUUCACCCCCCCCCCCCCCACCCCACCCCACCCCCGAAAAAAAACUAAUGACAACUUUGUUUUUUCAGUCAGUUUGUCUUAACUUGGUAUUUUUUAAGACCAAAUUUAAAUUCAAGUUCAUACAAUAAUGUUGGAGUAGCACGGUGGACAACUGGUUAGCACACCUGCCUCACAGUUCUGAAGUCUGAGGUUUGAAUCUAGGCUUCGGCCGUCCUGUGUGGAGUUUGCACAUUCUCCCCGUGCUUGCGUAGGUUUUGUACGGGUACUUCCGGUUUCUUCCACAUUCCAAAAACAUGCACAUCAGCUCAUUGAGGAUUGUACAAUUGUCCAUAGGUGUGAAUUUGAGCGUGAAUGAUUGUCUGUCUCCUGUAUAUGUGCCCUACGAUUGGCAUGGCGACCAGUUCAGGGUGUACUCCGCCUCUUGCCCAAAGUCAAUUGGGAAAGGCUCCGGCUCACCCACGACCUUAAUGAAAUUAGUGGCAUACAAAGUGGAUCAACAUUGACCAUAUACUGUAAAUUCUUCAUCAAGCAGUAUUGAUCAUCUUUGACCGACCGUGUUCUUCGUGUAGUGAGUGUCGUGGUUUUUCUUUUGUUAUUGUUUCAUUUUUGUUUUUGUUUUUUUAGCUUAAAUGCUCUCCAUUUGAGUGCAACCUCCGAAGUCGAACACCCCAAAUGUAGUACAAUUUGGGAGUCAACCAAAAUGUUCUGGUUUUCAAACUUGGAGUUUAAACCGAUGAUUCGGAACGUCAAGGCUGACUUCUGUAAAUCUCGCAGAAGGAUUAACAUGAAAUUGUUUUGAUUCUUCUUUGACUUUUGUGUAUAUUUUUGUGAUCCCACCAUAGAGGAAAACCAAUGAUGGCAAAGAGGAAAAGUGAGAUGACAAUAGAAUCACAAAUAGAAGUGUCUGUCUAGUGCUAAGUACAAUAGUCCAUUAAUUUUACCAAGCGAUAGUAAAGUAUACACACUUAUUGUGCACUACAGUCUGCGUAAUAAUUCUGACCAGACUUAUAAAAUGCCACUAGGUGACAGUAUUGCUCUGAAGAUCACUGUUCGCUCUCCAUUAAGUGUCAAAGAGUGAGUGGUUUUAUUUAGCUUUUAUCACACAGUGGUUAACUUCUCUUUGUUUUUGACCAUUAGGAAUGUUAAGGUUUUCCUUAAAAUAUUGCUUGUGCAGUUAAUAUACGUACAUGUUCUAAAUUAAGGGUCACCAACAUGGAGCACAUACUGUAAGAUGCCUACAGGCCUGUUCUUGAAAAUAGCUCACCAGUGAUGCAACAUUGUGAUUUUCUAGGAAUGUUGUAGAAGUGAUCCAUUGGAAAUAUAAAUGCAGAAAUACUGUGAAGUGUUGCAUAAUGAUAUUUAUCUGUUUCCUAGCUUAAAUCAUUGUUGAUGAUUAUUGUGAGAAAUCAUUAACAUAAUCAGUCUUCACAGACAGUAGAUAAAUGUCUUUAAUUAUUAAUAGUAACAUAAAGGUAAUUUGAGCAUGUGUUAUUUCAGAAGUGUGUAUCAAACUGGUAACCCUUCCGAUUAAUCAGCAUGAAAUAAAUAGCUCCCAUCCUCAAAAGAGUUGGUGACCCCUGUUGUGAAGAUUGAAAAAAAUGUGUUCACUAUAUUAUUGGAAAAUUUGUUUCGAAAUCAAUCAGCACUACAGAACGAUUGUGUUCCACUUUGGAGGUUCUUCUGGACCAAUGUUGCAUUAUGAGGGGUAAAAACAAUGAGUGCCAAAAACAUCUACAAGAAAUGUUAUUAACGGAGAAAAGAGUGAAUGUAAAAACAACAGUCUCACUGUCAGAAACUUGAGGGUGUAUAUAUAUAUAUAUUGAGGAAUGACAUUUCCAACAGCAAGAUGUUUACAUGUCAGGGCUAACGAUAUUAUUGUUAGUUUAUUUCUGUGUGUCUUAUAAAGAGGCAGCCCCUUUCUUGUGUUUCGUGAGAAUUAUUUUUUUAAAUAAUCUUGUGGAUCAGUGGGACUAAUGUGGAGUUGAGAGUUUAUAUGUUACAAUGGAAAGUGCAGGCCUCAAGUGAACUGCAUCAUGUGGAGGGCAGCCUGAGUUGGACUUGUUAGAACCCAAAUUCUUUUUGUCCCACUGUCCUAAUGGCCUCUUACUUGUCAUCAAUGUAGAAAAAAUACAUUGCUGUCGUUUGGCCAGGUUCUAAUCAGAACUGAUUGUCACUGUCACAAUUUUAACCAAAUCUAAGUAUGGGAAGGCGCAAACUCUGACGCAACCCUUAGGGGUGUGGCUUUAAAUGGACCCUACGAAUGAUCGUACCCACUCAUAACCAAUUUGCAAAGUUAAUAAAAUAUCUUUCAUUCAAUUAAGGAACAUUACAAACCAUGUAUUGCUAAAUCAUUUUUUCCCCUUGCCGGUUUCCUUUCAAUUACAGUUAUUUUAUUGUCUUAUUCAUGCUGUGUUGAUUUAAUUACGUGUUUUGUUUUCUCUUGGAAGCAGUUUUGCGUAUUUGUGAUAUAUAUGUCUUUGUGCGUGGAAAGAUGAAAAGCAGUGCACUUUGUAAGUCGGCAAAGCUCUACGGCUGACAGGCAUUUACUAAGAAUGAGCAUACAAGAAAGUAAGAUAUUAAAUCUGUUAUCAACA